AUGGGACCACCGGGACCGCCAGGGCCUCAAGGAGACAAAGGGCCUAAGGGUAAAGUUGGUAUUGAAGGAGCAAAAGGGGAGAAAGGAGAGCCUGGACUCUCAGCUGAAGAAGUGAAGGAGCUAGUCAACCAGGAGGUGGUAGAAAAGUGCGGAUUGGAAUACAAGUUCAUGGUAAAAUCUGUUGACCCAGAUGCAACAACUGCAGUGACUAAGAAUGAAAAUGACCAAAAAGACGUUGUGAAAUCUAUCACCCAUGACCUGCAUGAACAAAGUAUGGAAGAAAACAUGGCAGACAACAUGGGAGAAGGGCACCCACAAAACCAGACUGAUACUCAUGAUGGAGGGACUGUGGAGUGGGGACAAAGGAAGAAGAGAAGGGUAUAUGGAAGAAACACAGCAAACCGCUGCCUGGAGCCGAUGUCAGAAGGAGCCUGUUCAGACUAUUCUCUGGUCUGGUACUUCCACGCCCGAUCGGGGGAAUGCAGACCGUUUGUUUACGGGGGCUGUGGUGGCAACCAAAACAGAUUCUCCUCCAGACAUGAGUGCGAGGAAUGGUGUGAGGCGGAGAGUCGAGUUAUGGGGGGACCAAUCAGAUCGCGCAGGGAAUAA
This is a messenger RNA of Pundamilia nyererei, 609 nucleotides long. The record is from RefSeq and is a predicted model, not a curated record. NCBI's taxonomy places the organism in Eukaryota, Metazoa, Chordata, Actinopteri, Cichliformes, Cichlidae.